UCUCCAGGAGAAGGCACCGCCGUUCUUUCAAAAUGCUGUCUGCAGCCCAGUUACUCGAUGAGUUAAUGGGCAGAGACAGAAACUUGGCCCCUGAUGAGAAGCGCUCCAACGUGCGAUGGGAUGACGAGAGCGUUUGUCGAUACUAUCUGUGUGGCUUCUGCCCAGCGGAGCUAUUCACAAACACACGCUCUGACUUGGGUCCUUGUGAGAAAAUCCAUGAUGAAAAUCUAAGGAAACUGUACGAGAAAAGCUCCCGGUUUAUGAAAGAAGGCUACGAGCGAGAGUUCCUGCGGUAUCUGCAGUCUCUCCUGGCGGAAGUGGAGCGGCGGAUUCGUAGAGGACACGCUCGGCUUGCACUCUCCCAAGCUCAGCAAAAUGCAGGGGGCCCGGGUCCAUCUGGAAAGAACGAAGAGAAAGUUAAAGUUCUAACAGAGAAGAUAGAAGACCUGGUUUUACAGAUUGAGGAACUGGGGUCGGAGGGCCGCGUGGAGGAGGCUCAGGGAAUGAUGAAGCUGGUGGAGCAGCUGAAGGAGGAGAGGGAGAUGCUGAGCUCCACCCCCUCGACUAUUGAGAGCUUUGCUGCUCAGGAGAAACAGAUGGAGGUGUGUGAGGUGUGUGGGGCCUUCCUCAUCGUGGGUGAUGCACAGUCCCGGGUGGAUGACCACUUAAUGGGGAAACAACACAUGGGCUACGCUAAGAUAAAGUCUACUGUAGAGGAGCUUAAGGAAAAACUCCGACGUCGCUCUGAGGACCCUCAAGGCGAGAGCCCUACUGUCAAACGGGACAGAGAGGAGCGCGAGCGCGAAAGGGAGGAGCGGGAGAAGAAGCGCAAAGAGGAGGAAGAGAAGGAGAAGGAGCGGGAAAAGGAGAAGGAACGGGAGAAAGAGAGAGAACGGGAGAAAGAGAAGGAGCGAGACAGAGAGCGAGAGCGGGACCGUGAGAGACGGGCGAGGCGAAGCCACUCCAACAGCCGCCACUCCAGCCGAACGUCGGACAAGAGGCGGAGCAGAUCCCGCGACCGCCGGAGGUCUAGAAGCCGGGACAGGGAACGGAAGCGCAGCAGGAGUCGUGACAGAGAGAGGAGGCGCAGUCGUGAGCGAUCCGACAGAAAGCAUCGCUCCCGCAGCCGCGACAGGAGGAGGUCGCGUAGCUCAGAGCGCAAAUCUCACCGCCAUCGCAGCCGGAGCCGCAGCAAGGACAGAGAAAGAGACAAGGACAAGGAUAGAGAAAGAAACAGAGACAAAGGAAGGGACAAAGACAAAGAGCGGUCAUCAAAAGAAAAAGACCGUAAGGCGACAGAGGAGAAGAGCAGCUCUAAGAAAGAAAGCGACUCGGCCACCGUUAAGGCUUCGUCGGAGCCGGAACCGAUGCAGACCAAGGCUGCCGCCUCCUCCUCCCCUCCUCUGCUUAACGGCCAGCAAGAGCUCCUCCAAUCUGAAGGGGAAGCUGGAAUGUCUUGUGGAGGAAAAAGCUGAAGAGCACGCCCACCUUUACCCUGAACCUGACUUCGCUGCUUACAAACAAGGUGAACCACAGAUGUGUAGGGGGUUAUUUAAUAAAUAACCAUGAAAUGAUAUAUCUCAAUGAGGAGAGAGGGUUAAUACUUAGAUUAUUAUUUUUUUCUUUGUUUGUUUAAUUGGCUGGAUAAAAGGCAGUUGUGGUUCAUCUCAUAUUCAUCUGAUUCACUGGUAAUAGAUGACAGCCAGAUAUCACAUGGAAAGUGUAGAAAAAGUUCUUAAUGGGCUUUUUUGUUUUGUUUUGUUGAAAAUCUUUACACGUCCUAUGUUUCUUGGCAUCUAGUGGAAAUUGAAUAAAAACAGUUAUCGUGGUUUGUACUCAUUUGUCAGGUUCUACUUCUCCUGACCUUUUUUUUUUUUU
Gambusia affinis (western mosquitofish) is the source of this 1878-nucleotide messenger RNA. It is a transcript of the gene luc7l3, whose product is annotated as LUC7-like 3 pre-mRNA splicing factor. Gene Ontology annotation, molecular function: mRNA binding. Lineage: Eukaryota; Metazoa; Chordata; Actinopteri; Cyprinodontiformes; Poeciliidae. The record is from RefSeq and is a predicted model, not a curated record. Gene Ontology annotation, biological process: mRNA splice site recognition. The transcript is spliced from 11 exons. Gene Ontology annotation, cellular component: U1 snRNP; U2-type prespliceosome. Bases 33 to 1475 code for a protein of 480 amino acids.